Messenger RNA from Alligator mississippiensis (American alligator), 1750 nucleotides. RefSeq names its product leucine rich repeat containing 61 (gene LRRC61). The transcript is spliced from 2 exons. NCBI's taxonomy places the organism in Eukaryota, Metazoa, Chordata, Crocodylia, Alligatoridae. Gene Ontology annotation, molecular function: protein binding. Gene Ontology annotation, cellular component: cytoplasm. Gene Ontology annotation, biological process: outer dynein arm assembly. Bases 215 to 997 code for a protein of 260 amino acids. The record is from RefSeq and is a predicted model, not a curated record.
UAAAUCCUCGCAGCCGCACGUCACCAUAGCAACCCCGGCCAGGUGCGGGCGGCGGAGGGAUCCGCGGGCUGCGGAGCCGGCGCCUGUCCCUGCAUACGUGGGGUGAGGCAGAGUCAGGGGAGAGCUCCCCGUGCCCCCAUGCCCCGUGCACGCGGCCCGGGGACGCUGGCCGCGCAGGGGCCCUGAGCGCCAGGCUGCCCGCGUGCCGGCCGCGAUGGAGAAGGGGGAGGAAGGCGAGGCGGUGAGGAUCACCGCCCAGCUGCUGAAGGCCAAGACGGGCGAGUUCGACCUGGAGUCCAUCCUGCUCCUCAAGCUGCAGGGCUUGGGCAUCACGGACCUGGGCUGCCUGGGCGACUGCACCAACCUGGAGUGGCUGGAUCUGUCGGGCAACGCCAUCUCCUACCUGGGCCCGCUGGCUUCCCUGCGGGCCCUGACCGUGCUCAACCUCUCGGGCAACUGCCUGUGCAGCCUGGAGCCGCUGAGCGCCUGCGAGAGCCUGCAGACCCUCAACCUGGCCGGCAACCUGGUGAGCAGCCUGCAGCAGCUGCAGUGCCUGGCGGGGCUGCGCCAGCUGGAGAACCUGCGGCUGCGGGACCCCGCGGGCCGGCUCAGCAACCCCGUGUGCGCCUCGCCGGCGUACCGCGGCGCCCUGGGCGAGAUGUUCCCAGGGCUCAAGGUCAUCGACGGCGAGCGGGUCUCUGGCCGCGGCAGCGAGUUCUACCAGCUCUGCAAGGACCUGGACAACUCGCUGAAGCGCUGCGCCGGGGGCGGGGGCGGUGGCGGGGCCGAGCCCCCCAGCACGGCCCAGCCCUGGGUGCAGGAGGGCUACUGGGCAGUGCGCCCGCCGCGCCGCAGCUCCAUCAUCGAGGAGGCCUACAAGCAGUUCCACGAUGUGCUGCAGGAGUGCCGGGAGCUGGGCAAGAAGGCCGACGAUGCCAUCGCCCAGGCAGAGCGAGCCCUCAGCCUCCGCCCCGACCCCAGCUCCUUCGUGUUUUGAGCCGGCCCCGGUGUCGCACCGCAGGCUUUUCCGUGCCCUCUUUGCCGCGGGUCUGUCUCGAGCGCCCUGUCCGCUUGGCUUCAGCUGCGGUCCCGUGUCCCGGGGAGAGACCCUCUCCGAGCUGCAGGCCUGUCUGGCUCUUCUCCAGGGUUGCAGCUGGCUGUAGGGUCCAGGGGGCUGCAGCCAAGCCAAGUCUGCAGAGGGUGGCUUUCACCUGUGCUCUCUGGCUGCUGGGAUAAUCCUAGCCCAGCCUGGACCUUGCUUUACAGCGAGUGCCACCCUGCAGCUCCCCAGGGCUGGGGGCAAUGGAGCCAAGUCUGCUGCCCCACAUUGCAUCGGAUGGGAGACUCCCCCUCUCCCAGGCAGCCCCCACCAGGCUCCGGAGAAGCUGCUGACCCCACGCUCCACCCUAGGGCUCAGUUUCCUGCUGUGGGGUUGUCAGGCGUCCGGUAGUGCUGGGCAUCGUCCCUUCCAAGCUGGUUGCAGCCUGGGAGCCUGAUGCGAGAGCUGCCUGGGACAGCAGUGGUUGAGCGAGGCAAGGGGAGACAGGCCGCCUUCGUGACCCCCAGCCGGCUACCACGGGGCUUCUCCAGCCAUGCCUGCUCCAGACACAGCCAUGGUGUUUGCUCCUACCCAGCUCUGGGCCAGAGGCUCACCGAGCAGCUGGGGCGAUGUGGCAGGAGGGGGCAUGGGAGCUAAGUGAGGUCCCCCUCUGGCUGUCUGCUGUGAAAUAAACCCCCACUGUGUCCCCUC